This is a messenger RNA of Protopterus annectens (West African lungfish), 13066 nucleotides long. RefSeq names its product NIPBL cohesin loading factor (gene NIPBL). Gene Ontology annotation, cellular component: Scc2-Scc4 cohesin loading complex. NCBI's taxonomy places the organism in Eukaryota, Metazoa, Chordata, Ceratodontiformes, Protopteridae. The record is from RefSeq and is a predicted model, not a curated record. Gene Ontology annotation, molecular function: chromatin binding. The transcript is spliced from 46 exons. The coding region runs from base 5714 to 12454 and encodes 2246 amino acids. Gene Ontology annotation, biological process: establishment of protein localization to chromatin; heart morphogenesis; embryonic viscerocranium morphogenesis.
AAAAUGCAUUAUUAUAAAUGUAAUGCUUAACGCUUAUGCUUUCAGACUGAAAUAACUGCUUCAGUGCAAAAAAAAAAAAUCUUCUGUUAUUUUCAGUUAAUUGUGGUCAUCAAACUAUAGUGUAAUGAACUGAAAAGUUGCACCCUCUAUUUUAAGCAGCAAUCACAGCCUACUAGCUUGUUGAUCAAACUACAAUGUGACAAACUGAAAAAAUGCAAUUAUAAAUUUACGCUAUAGUCACAGCUUGUUAAUAGUGACGAAUGCCGGUUACAUUUUUUUUGAUAUGUAGAUAUAACAGGAUGGCAUGGGAUAACACUAGCUCCAUAUUUUAAGCUGUGGGACAAAACAUAUUGGAGCAAGCCAGUCAACGCUGUUGGCAACAAAGGCCUAUAUACCAUUAAGAAGGCAGAUGAUUUUGCCAAGUUAAAAAAUAUAAAGAAGAGUUAUAUGGACAUGCAGAAUAACAUAAAAUGUCUAAAUAUAGACAAACAGAUCUGCUUCUCCAAAUACACAUAUCUAUGUAAAUAAACAUGCACACUACCUCCACAAAUUGCCAGUGCUUGACUGUCAACACCUUAGAUGUCAAAUUGUGAUCAAAUAAAGAAUUACUGCAUUAACAUAUUUUAACUUCUUUUGUGCAAACACAAAAUGGCUAUGAACAGCGAGAUGUGAUAAGUUGCUUUCAUACACAAGCAUCCUGCACCCCCAAAGUUGUCACGUUCAAUUUACAGAACUGAGAUUUAAUUGUGAUGAAGAAUGAAAGAAGAUAUGGUCACAGUACUGCAUUUCAACUCAAUGACAGACAAAAUCAUUGCAACUUCACUCCAUGCAUAAAUAGGAGCUACACCAAUGAAAGUUUUACUGUGGUAACAUCAUCUGUUUUCAAAUACAGCCUGGACACACACAACACAAGGAAGCCACUCUACCCCAAUGAUGUCUGCUAGUGACGAAAUGUAAAACAAUCAUGGCCACAUUAAUAUUUUCAUCAUGCUGCUCUCAUACAGUAGUACUGACCCAAUGACAAGACAAUCAAUGACUGCUUACUUACUUGGUAAAUGAGUUCAUUGCUUUUAGCCAGGAAACCACAAUUAUUUGUCUAAAAAACUACAUCUUCAAGCUCUUCUAAAUUAUGAUUCUUAACCUGAAACUGUGUAUACACUUAUAUAUUUUAUUAAUGUCCAUUUGUCAAUUGAUGCCACUUUAUUUAUUUUGGAAAUCUCAGUAAUUCCUACUUCUAAAUCAUGUCAUCAAAGUAAGUGGCAUGAUGAUAUGGUUACAGGAGGUUCUACACUUGCACACAGCAAAUAUGCAAAAAAGUUAACGUUUGAUUUAUUUCUGUAAAAAACAAAUAUGCUUUUAACUGCUUUCUAUAUACUCCAUGAUUAGAAUGUAUUCUUUGUACAUGACAUUUGUUGUGUGGCUCAUUUAAUCAAUAAUCUAUGAUAAUGGUAUAUCAAGAUUUACCCAUGGUUGGUGUGGUUUGAUCAGGAAGAUGAAGGUGAGUAAGCAAAGCCAGCCAUGGGCAAAUCCUGAUAUACCAACAAACAGGAGUGGAUUACUGCUUUUAUGCUAUGACAUAAUUUAAGAAAGAAAUUAUUUACCUUUCUUAAAUAAUGUCUCGUAGAACAGCAUUUCAGUCUUCUUCCACUUUGUCUUUUGUGGGAUGCUGUACUGCGCAUGCAUGUGGGACUUGUGUCUCCACACUCGCAUAGUACAUCAGUGCAGGACAAGCAAUGGAGAAAAGUGAAUCACUGUUAUGUUUUUUAAUGUUUAAAAAAAAUCAGGAUUUUACAAGGGACAGAGAUGAAAUGCAAGGAAAAUCGUGUAUGCUUCUGUUUCUUUCAUUUUGCAGAACACACCUAAUUUUUCUUGCAUUUUGUUGCCCCCCCCAGCAAAUGCCAAAGGAAUGCUUGGCUGCUCAAUGACUCUUCAGCGGAUGGACUUUUUCUACUGGUAAAUGUUUAAUUUACAAUGGGCACUCUGGUCAGGCUGUCCAAUCAGUGUGCUCAAUUUUGAAAAGCAAUGAGAAAUCACUGUAUAAACAACAAUGUGUACAUUGCUUUGUACAUGAUUUAAGUUGCCGGCUUCUAUGAAUGCAGUGAAAACAUGUUCACAGAAAUAGUAGCUGUAAUGUUCUUAGGUAAUCCUUAGCAGACUCUGACGUUGACAAAUCACUGCUCUACAAUCUCAUUUCCUUUUUGGUUCAUAUAUUGAGAAAUAUUAAAAAAUUUAGGUAAGGAGACUAGACUAUAACUCUGCUCAAACAAAUCGUGAAUACUGCCAAAUUUACUUUUCAAAGCAGUGUCAAUAAUAAGCCCAACAUUUUCAUUUAAAAGUAUGCAAAGCAGAGUUAAAAAUUCAAACAAAGGAAGAAGUUCCAGAAAAUUAAGCUGAAGUCCGAGAGUUGCCAAUUUCAAAUGUAGAGUUCCUUUUGUGGUAUGAUCCUGUUUCCCACAUUUUCAUUUUAAUAAAUAAAUGCUUCUAAAACCUAUUUUCCUGUUCUGGUCCUUGAACCAAACACUAAUUUUCAAUAAACUGGGUAGCUGUAACUGCAAAUCAAUAUGUAAGACAGAGAAUAUAUAGCAAGGUUAUGCAACAAAAAUAUUUCAGAAUUAAUUUCAGGUUCUAUCGAAACUACCAUUAAACAGUAGCGGCUCUGCCCUUGUUAUAUUUGUACAUAAGUGGUUUGGACAGCUUUCCUGCAAGAAAAAAAAAAGAUUAAAAAAGAAACUGGUUUUUAUUCCAACAUUUUUUCUUGUUACAAAAAUGAUUGUAAAUUGAGCCCACUUCUGGAUAUGUCCAAUGUUAACAUUUUCACUAAGACAAAAUAUUCAAGAUGUUAACCAUUCAGGCUUUAUUUUCUUUGCUACUUCAAGGAGCUUGGAUGGUAAAUCUGGACUUGCCAUCAUCACAGUAUGAUAAGGAAGUCUUACAUGAAAUAAUGUGGACUUCUUAUAGAGAAUUCGUGCACUCAGUUCAUAUUCUUAAUGUAUUGCCUUAUUAUUGUUACCAGUGUUUACUAAAUGCCUUUUACAAGUUCUGGCUUGUCUCAGAAUUGAGGAGGUCCACAUAUACCCAUACCUGGAUGUUUGAUUACUACCAGUUCUGUUUUGGAUCUUUUCACAAGUAUCAGCAAAGGCAUUUCUCCUUCCAACAGCCUUGGUUUGAUGCUCAGACUAGAAAAGACAGAAUUAUCACCACCUCAGAUAUGGUGUUUUUCUAUGCCACUAUAAAUAAAAUUUCACAUAUAUUUUUUUCUCACUUGUAUAACACAAUCACGUGUUGCAGAUCUUAAAGACAGUUGUUCGAUACUGCUCUUCCCUUUUGUUAUUUUUAUGUCAUCAAAUGGAUUUCAUAACUUCAGAUUAAUCCAUGAAUCUCCAGCUUACGUUCUUUGUGUACAUCAGUCCUAGUUUGGGGAAUAAAUCUAUAAAAAUGAAAAAUACAGUGGAGCUGUUCCUUUGGACAACUUUAAAAGCACAUCAGUAUGAAGGGAUGUUGACCAUCUACUUAGAACCAAAGUCUUUUAAAUCCAGUUUCUGUCCUAAAAUCGGGUCCUUUCUGAGCUAACACAGAUAGCAACAGAUUGAUGUGGUAACUGAACAACCAAGGACAAGCUCACGCCUGUCCUAUGAAGAGGUUACCCUUACGUGUUCAGUCUUUUGGAGUGACGGUUUUAAGUUAUAUAUAGCUGCAGUCAUAAUGUAAAAGGCUACAAACUUCUCUCAGUAAAAAUAGUUCACUUUUUUUACUAAUGGAAUCUCAACAGUGUUGUUUUCUCAGUGCAAACUAAGGUGAGGACAGGGCAAUCAAAAAUAAACAUUUUAUAUUGCAUGAUCACCAUACCACUCGACCUCUUAGUGCAAAAAAUCUGGACAAAGCCGGACAAAAUGGGGGGAGGGUCAAAGUACCAAAAUAGGGGCAUAUGUUAAGCUACGGCAACCAUUUUUCCUUAGUGUAGUAAAUUAUUUGUCAGGGGUCAGACUAAGAAGCUCACUUCAUACUAAUGUACUCAUUAACUAAACCUUCUGCAUUUUGUAUGUAUGUGCGUAUGUGUACACACACACACACAUCGUUUCCAUGUGCGGCAUGUAGUUACCAUUGGCAACAGAUAUCUCUAUUGGUUCCAAUAUUUACAAAAAAAAAACUUUCCCUGAAGGUCUGGGAAGACGAGCUGCAGCAAGCACAUCUCAGUAAGCACUCUCAGAGAGGCUCCUCUCAAAACAGCCGAGCUCUAGCGGUUAUCUUACACAGCAGCUUUCAUCCGCAGCCUUCCUCAGCCCGGUGCUUGUAAUAUAAUGAAAAAGAAGAGGAUUACUGAAUCGUUUCUGUGGGCUGUGUGUACUGGUAUGACUGCCCAUAUAUAUAAAUCCAGUGUCCUGCAAGUAUUCACAAUAUUGGCAACGACGUUCUCUGAAAAUACAUCUUGCAGGCAGCCGUUCUCUAGUGCUUAUAUUAACUAAAAAGUGUUAUCAUUCUAACACUGAUCCCUGCAAUUACUUCAGCGAAUGAAAACUACAAAAGAACAACUUUCCCUAAAGAUCAGAAAACUGUGGGAGCAGGUACGUCUCCAUAAGCUGCAGAAGCCGGCUUCACUACGAUGUCGAUCUCCAGCGCUUACUGUUCUUGUUUUUCUCAUUCAGUACGUGAAAAAGAUGUGCGCUAUCGCCACCGCCCACAAAUACUUCUAGUGCCCACACAACCCCAAAUCCCUUAAGAUAGUGCGACUUUGCUCCAUUUCAGUUUUUGAGUACAGGCUGCUGUCACUGACCGUCAUCUUCUGUCCUAAUUAUGAAAAUAAUGAAUGCAGUUAUUAUAUAAGCAAAUGUAUUAUUAAAAUUAAUAAUAAUUAAAAAUAGGAAUAAGAGCGAGAAGCUUUUAAAACUAGAAAGAGCUACUGCUGCUAACUUGGAGUUUUCCUAAAAGAAGCCAAAGAGGUCUGGGACAUGGUUCAUAAAGAAAGAAAGAGAGAUGUGGGCAGGCACUGACCGUGAUGUCACAAAGUGGGUGGUAACGUUUACAUUUCGGUUCGAGGUAACUAACUUCCUUUAGAAGUCCUGUGAUGUCCCUUUAAUAAACGAAUCGGAAAUCCAUUAACCUGAUCAGACUGAAAGGAGCUGGUGUUGUACCUUUUUAUCUCAGUAUACUUUCCACCGUCUCAUCCCUUCCUGUUGGUACCUCCUUUAGACUUUCACACUGACAGAGGCAGAAGCGCGAGUCGCGCAGUAGAGGUUGUUGGUGUUUGGCGCCGGUGGAGGGAGUAAUUCCUGCAGCUUUACUUCCGGUCGGCAUUUUGUUCAGUGGAAGAGCAAGUGAGAAACAAGAAAACCAUACAGACGAACGGACUACAUUUUUAAUAAUUUCUGCAGAAUCUUGUAUUCCCACAGCCCAUGUAUUUAUUUGUCAGACGUCUUCAUGGUUUCGAUCUUCUCAAUGUUGUUAUAAUGGUGCUGGACCGAGUGACGGAGCAGCUUUCCCAGUAACCCUUUGCUUCUACAUGUUUGCUGCACUGAGACGGAAGAAGAGUGAACCCUCCCGACCUGGAUUAUUGUUGUUGUAUUAUUUUUCCAUGGCCACUCUGGAUAAACUGUGAGGAAGAGUUAUUAGCAAGACCGCACACGACUGAAGCCCCGAUUUGCUGAGUGUUUACGAGAUGGGAAGCAACAUCGGCUGGCACCAUUAACCUCUGCAGCCACUACUUCACAGCUUCAGAAUGAAUGGGGAUAUGCCUCAUGUUCCUAUCACCACUCUUGCUGGGAUUGCUAGCCUCACAGAUUUAUUGAAUCAACUUCCUCUUCCUUCUCCUCUGCCUGCAACGACCACUAAGAGCUUGCUUUUCAAUGGGAGGAUUGCUGAAGAGGUGAACUGCCUUUUGAACUGCAGAGAUGAAAGUUUAGUUUCACAACUGGCGCACAGCCUCAACCAGGUUUCCACAGACCACAUUGAAUUGAAGGACAACCUUGGUAGUGAUGACCCAGAAGGUGAUAUCCCCAAUCUACUGCAGUCUGUGCUGGCAAGGAAUCCUAAUGUUUUCAGGGAGAAAAACAUGCAGACCAGAUAUCCAGUUCAGGGAGGGAUGAUGUACAAAUUGUCUCAGAAUUCUGUACAUGGCAGUCCUGCAUCCUCCAACUAUCAGCAAACCACUCUGUCCCACAGCCCUUCCAGUCGUUUUGUGCCACCACAGAACAGCUCUAGUAACAGAUAUAUUGCACAACAGAAUAGCCCUAUACCUAGUCCAUAUGCACCACAGAGUCCAGCAGGAUAUAUGUCUUACCCUCCAAGCUAUAACCAGCACCAGCAAAUUCAGCAAGCAUCUGUGUCCAGUCCUAUGGUUCCUGGUAACAUAAGGAACAUGCACGACAGUAAAUUGUCGAAUCAGCUGUCUUCUAAUUCGUCAAACCACCAUCCGGAUGGUUCUCGACAUGGUUCAAAUGAGGAUUACUUGCAUAUUGUGCAUCGGCUAGGAAAUGAGGACGACUCCUCCAUGAGAAGUACGCCUUCCUUUUCCUUGAGAUCUCCACAGUCAGUGUGUUCACCAGCAGGAAGUGAUGGCACUCCUAAAGGGUCAAGACAGCCUUUAAUAUUACAGUCCCAGUCGCAGCCCCCUCCUUAUACAUCACCUAGAGAUGCUCCACCAGACAUACUUUUAGACUCACCUGACAGAAAGCAGAAAAAAAAUAAGAAGAUUAAAUUGAGCAAGGAUGAAAAAGACCAACCAGAAAAAGCUGCAAUGUACGACAUCAUUAGUUCUCCAUCUAAAGACUGUACGAAACUUACCUUACGACUUUCACGUGUGAGGUCAUCAGAUAUGGACCAACAUGGAGAUAUGCUUCCCGAUGUUGAAAAUACUACUGUGACUGAGGGAGAAGUUUCUUUCAGUAACAUGCAGUACUUAGGACAGACUGCCAAAAUUCCUGUUAUGCCACAGGAAAUGAACCGUUCAUUAAAUUCAUCUCAGUGUUUGCCACAGCAUGAGCAGACAGCAUUUCUUCAGGCACAUCAGGUACCUGUUUUACAGCAGAACACUUCAGUUGUUGCUACAAAACAGUCUCCAACAUCUGGACAACAAUCACAAUCUCAGCAGUCUGAAACAGUCACUUAUGAUGAAGUAGAAUUAGAUGCCUUGGCAGAAAUUGAACGAAUCGAACGAGAAUCUGCUAUUGAAAGAGAGAGAUUCUCCAAGGAAGUACAGGACAAGGAAAUAGAGUCCACUAUGCCGCUGUGUGAAAGAGUGAAAAUGGGCACUAGAAAACGAAGUUCAGUAAAAGAGAAGCCAAAAUAUGCAGAGAUCAGCUCUGAUGAUGACGAUGACGAUGAUGAUGAUGAAGACAGCGAUGAAGCUUUUGAACCUACUCGGAAAAAAUCUCGAAGAGAAAAAGAUGACGAUAAAGCCUGGGAGUAUGAAGAACGUGAUAGAAGAGGUGAUAGAAGCGGUCGCAAUGAAGGAAGAAGAAGCAGUCGUAGGGAUCGUAGCCCUGAAGAAUCUGAUAUGGAUGAUUCCCCCCCUCCUUCUCUUAGUGAUGUUGCUAGGAGAAUGAAGAAAAAAGAAAAACAGAAGAAAAGAAAAGCAUAUGAACCUAAACUUACACCUGAAGAAAUGAUGGAUUCUUCUACGUUUAAGAGGUUUACAUCUUCAGUUGAAGGAAUCUUGGAAAAUUUGGAAGACAUUGAUUUUUCAGCUUUUGGUGACGAUGAUGAGAUUCCACAGGAAAUGUUGCUGGGGAAGCACCAGCUGAAUGAGCUGGGCAGCGAGUCUGCAAAAAUCAAGGCCAUGGGCAUUAUGGAUAAGCUUUCAUCUGAAAAAUUGGUGAAAUUAUUAAAUAUUCUGGAAAAGAACAUACAGGAUGGUUCCAAACUUUCAACAAUGCUUAAUCAAAACAAUGAUGAAGAUGAAGAAAGACUAUGGCGGGAUCUCAUCAUGGAGAGAGUCACUAAAUCUGCCGAUGCCUCUCUUACAGCCAUCAAUAUCAUGACGUCCCCCAAUAUGCCAAAGGCCGUGUAUAUAGAAGAUGUCAUAGAAAGAAUGAUACAGUAUACUAAAUUCCACUUGCAGAAUACACUGUACCCACAGUAUGAUCCUGUCUACAGGGUGGAUCCUCAUGGUGGUGGUGUUGUGAGUUCAAAGGCAAAGCGAGCCAAAUGUUCAUCUCAUAAGCAGAGAGUUAUAGUAAUGCUUUACAACAAGGUGUGCGACAUUGUGAGCAAUUUGUCUGAGCUGUUAGAGAUUCAGCUCCUCACGGAUACUACAAUAUUGCAGAUAUCUUCAAUGGGAAUAACACCGUUUUUUGUAGAAAACGUUAGUGAGUUGCAGCUGUGUGCCAUCAGAUUAGUUACUGCAGUGUUUUCAAAAUAUGAAAAGCACAGACAGCUGAUCUUGGAAGAGAUAUUCACUUCACUUGCAAGACUUCCAACUACAAAAAGGGGUCUUAGAAAUUUCAGGUUAAAUAGCGAUAUGGAUGGAGAACCUGUGUACAUUCAGAUGGUGACUGCACUGGUAUUACAACUCAUUCAAUGUGUAGUGCAUCUGCAGACAGAAAAGGAGACUGAUACUCCAGAAGAGUCAAAGGAGUCCAACAAAAAGGUCGACUAUGAUGUAUUCAUUACAAAUUCUUAUGAAACAGCAAUGAGAACAGCACAAAACUUUCUCUCUGUUUUCCUUAAAAAGUGUGGCAGUAAACAGGGUGAAGAAGACUAUAGGCCACUGUUUGAGAACUUCGUGCAAGACCUUCUGUCCACUGUUAACAAACCUGAAUGGCCAGCUGCUGAACUUCUACUUAGUCUUCUGGGAAGGUUGCUGGUCCAUCAGUUCAGUAACAAAUCAACUGAGAUGGCUCUUAGAGUGGCAUCACUUGAUUACCUGGGUACAGUGGCAGCUCGAUUAAGGAAAGAUUCUGUAUCUAGUAAAAUGGAUCAGAAAUCAAUAGAUCGCAUUCUUAAACAGGCACCAGCAGGGAAUGAUGAAAUACAGCAGUUGCAGAAAACAUUGCUUGAUUAUCUUGAGGAAAAUGCAGAGACUGAUCCCUCUUUAUUGUUUUCUAGAAAGUUCUACAUAGCUCAGUGGUUUCGUGACACAACUUUAGAGACUGAGAAGGCAAUGAAGUCUCAAAAUCAAAAAGAGGAAGAUGCAGCUGAGAAAAAGCAUUAUGCGAAAGAGGUUGAAAUAACAGGAGAGAUCAUGCAGAAGGCAGAAAACCGUAAGAAAUUUCUUCGUACUAUUCUACAAGCUGCUCCAAGUCAGUUUAGCACAUUGAAAAUGAAUUCAGAUACAGUGGAUUAUGAUGACGGUUGCCUGAUUGUACGUUAUUUGGCCUCUAUGAGGCCGUUUGCCCAAAGCUUUGAUAUUUAUUUAACUCAGAUUCUGCGCGUUCUCGGAGAGAAUGCAAUUGCAGUUCGAACAAAAGCCAUGAAGUGUCUGUCUGAGGUUGUUGCUGUGGAUCCUAGCAUUCUAGGAAGGCUGGAUAUGCAGCGUGGUGUCCAUGGACGGCUAAUGGAUAAUUCCACCAGUGUACGGGAAGCAGCAGUGGAGUUACUUGGUCGGUUUGUCCUGUGUCGACCUGAGCUUGCAGAACAGUAUUAUGAGAUGCUGAUUGAAAGGAUAUUGGAUACAGGCAUCAGCGUGAGGAAGAGAGUGAUCAAGAUCCUUAGAGAUAUCUGUCUUGAGCAGCCUACAUUUCCGAAAAUCACAGAAAUGUGUGUGAAAAUGAUACGUAGAGUUAAUGAUGAAGAGGGGAUUAAGAAAUUAGUACAUGAAACAUUCCAGAAACUGUGGUUUACCCCUACCCCCAGCCAUGACAAAGAAGCAAUGACCAGGAAAAUUCUUAACAUCACAGAUGUUGUUGCAGCCUGCAGGGAUACAGGUUAUGACUGGUUUGAACAACUUCUAACAAAUUUACUGAAGACAGAAGAGGAGACAAGUUGCAAACCUGUUAAAAAAGCUUGCACUCAAAUUGUGGAUAAUCUGGUUGAGCACAUUCUUAAGUAUGAAGAAUCGUUAGCAGACUCUGACAAUAAGGGUAUCAACACCAAUUGUCUGGUAGCUUGUAUAACCACUUUAUACUUGUUCAGCAAAAUCAGACCUCAGCUGAUGGUGAAGCACGCAAUGACUAUGCAGCCAUACCUCACCACAAAAUGCAAUACUCAGAGUGAUUUCUUGGUUAUCUGCAAUGUGGCAAAGAUUCUAGAACUAGUAGUGCCUCUUAUGGAACAUCCCAGUGAGGCUUUUCUUGUCACUAUAGAAGAGGACCUCAUGAAGCUCAUCAUCAAGUAUGGUAUGACGGUUGUACAGCAUUGUGUUAGCUGCCUUGGAGCUGUGGUGAACAAAGUCACACACAACUACAAGUUUGUUUGGGCCUGUUUUAAUAGGUAUUAUGGUGCCCUUGCUAAAUUAAAAGCUCAACACCAAGAGGACCCAAACAGUCCCAUUGUUACUGCAAAUAAGCCUGCCCUUCUUAGAUCACUUUUUACUGUUGGAGCACUUUGUCGACACUUUGAUUUUGACCAAGAAGAAUUCAAAGGCAAUAGUAAGGUUGAUAUCAAAGAGAAGGUACUUGAACUGCUGCUUUAUUUUACAAAACAUUCAGAAGAGGAAGUACAGACAAAAGCAAUCAUUGGUUUAGGUUUCAUUUGUAUUCAACAUCCAAGUUUAAUGUUUGAGCAGGAGGUGAAGAACAUGUACAACAACAUACUGUUCGACAAAAAUGCCUCGGUAAAUCUCAAGAUUCUUGUGUUGAAGAACCUCCAGACAUAUCUGCAGGAAGAAGACACACGGAUGCAGGAAGCUGACAAAGAAUGGAAGAAAAUGGCAAAGAAAGAAGAUCUUAAAGAAAUGGGUGAUAUUUCCUCAGGGAUGAGCAGUUCCAUUAUGCAACUUUACCUCAAGCAAGUCCUGGAAGCGUUCUUCUACGCACAGUCAAGUGUUCGCCACUUUGCUUUAAAUGUCAUUGCACUGACAUUAAACCAAGGUCUAAUCCAUCCGGUGCAGUGUGUGCCAUACUUGAUUGCUAUGGGUACAGACCCAGAACCUUCUAUGAGGAACAAAGCUGAUCAGCAGCUAGUGGAGAUAGAUAAAAAAUAUACAGGAUUUAUACAUAUGAAAGCAGUGGCUGGUAUGAAGAUGUCUUACCAGGUACAACAGGCCAUUCGUGGCAACACUAAGGAGAUUGUUCGGGGCUUCAGACAAGAUGAGUCUCCUAUAGCCUUGUGUUCACAUCUUUUCACAAUGGUCCGAGGAAACCGUCAACACAGAAGAGCCUUCCUUACUUCUUUACUUAACCUCUUUGAUGACAGUGCAAAAACCGAGGUGAACAUGCUGUUGUAUGUAGCAGACAAUCUAGCUUAUUUUCCUUAUCAGACACAGGAAGAGCCCCUUUUCAUAAUGCAUCACAUAGACAUUACUUUAUCUGUUUCUGGUAACAACCUUUUGCAGUCUUUCAAGGAGUCCCUGGUAAAAGGAAACAAGAAAGAGAAGAAACCAUGUACUGAGGAAGAUAGUGACAAUGAAGCUGAAGUCCAUAAGCCUCGGCGGGGGCGGAAACGAGUCAACUCUGAGUACGAUUCUGAUGAUGAUGAUGAUGAUGAUGAUGUAGAGUCUGUGAUGAAGUUCUUACCAGCUGAUCCUGCCCCACUAGUAGAGUUUGCAAAUGCAUCUCAAGGAAUUUUAUUACUGCUCGUGCUAAAACAACAUUUAAAAAAUCUGUGUGGAUUUUCUGACAGUAAAAUACAGAAAUAUUCCCCAAAUGAAUCUGCUAAAAUUUAUGACAAGACUAUAAACAGGAAGAUGGGUAUACAUUUCACUCCAAAACAGACUCUGGAAUUCCUUCGUAGUGACAUGAGUAACAUUGAAUUUACAGAAGAUGUGCGGAGGAAUAUUGUGAGACAAUACUUGGAUUUCAAACUACUGAUGGAGCAUUUGGAUCCUGAUGAGGAAGAUGAAGAAGGGGAGGCAUCUGCCAGUACAAAUGCUCGUAAUAAAGCAAUUACCUCACUUCUUGGUGGAGGCAGUCCUAAAGAAAGCCCUAAAAAUAAUGCAGCUGAAACGGAGGAAGAAGAAAGUGAAGGAGAAGACAAAGGAGGAGGUGGCACACCAGGGCCCUCAAGAAGGUCAAAAAGACUUUCAGACUCUGCAGAAGUGUCAUCACAGGAUAACGAAACUGUGGAUGUUACGGACGUUAUUGCAAUUCGCUGCCCUAAGUAUAAGGACCGACCACAGAUUGCAAAGGUUGUGCAAAAAACGAACAAUGGCUUCAGUGUUCAGUGGAUGGCAGGCUCUUAUAGUGGCACCUGGGCUGAAGCUAAGCGUCGUGAUGGCCGUAAACUGGUGCCUUGGGUAGACACUAUUAAAGAAUCAGACAUUAUUUACAAGAAAAUUGUUCUAACGAGCGCUAAUAAGCUGACUACUAAAGUUGUUCAGACUUUACGAUCACUGUAUGCAGCCAAGGAUGGCACUUCCAGCUAAUGAAUAUGUACAUUUUAGCCAAAUUCAUUGGAAAUGCUUCAAGAAGAAAAAAAAAACUUGAAAAAUACAGCUUUCUGGCAAAAAUGGACUCUUGUAUGUUCUAUUAAGAGAGCAGAAAUGGAAUACGGGACACACACUCACAAAACCCAGUAAUAAAAAUGUUUAAAAAACAUUUUUGUGGGAGCUUUCUUCGCUGUUGUGCAGCCAAAACUACUCAGUUCAUUUUUACUCCCACUGUAUUAUAGUUUAACAAAAAUUGUUUAUAUCUUGAAAAUUUUUUUCUGUUAAAAAUAAGUGAAUGUUGGAAAUUAGUCUGUUAAUGUUCUUAAUAAAGUGUUCUUGGAGUUUAACCUAGAGGCGGAUGGCUUUCUUUAGCUUAGCCCAGUUUCCAGGAGAACAUUGUUUUCCAGGCUGUAAAAUGCAGAAUCUCCAGAUAUAUAAUUUAUUAUUGUUAAAAAAAAGCAUGCAGUAUCUGUGGCCUUUCUGCAGGAGGAUUUUUUUUGUAAAUGUAGAUUUUGAUGUAUUAGGUCACCCUUAAUAAUACAAGAAAAGGGAUCCCCAGCAACACUGGCGGAACAAAUACUGCAAUAAAUUUUUUACUUCUCUUUGUUA